Ostreobium quekettii is the source of this 1092-nucleotide messenger RNA. NCBI's taxonomy places the organism in Eukaryota, Viridiplantae, Chlorophyta, Ulvophyceae, Bryopsidales, Ostreobiaceae. The record is from the annotation of a GenBank genome assembly.
AUGGGCAACUCCGCGCUGAGGCGCCUGAGGGGGCAGCCCCGCCAUCCCUCCCCGCCUGCUCCCAUCGACACUUCCGUGACCUACGCCGUGUCGGGAGUCUGCGCCGACGGCUCCCGAUACGAGGGCCAGUGCACCAUAGGCCGAGGGAUCGGGAACCGGUACCGAUUCGAGAGGGACGAGAGCGCGGACGGGCCAGCACGGUGCUUCGGAUCCAGCGGGGCCGGCGCGCUGAUCGGCGAUCGGAUAAUCGUGCUGUGGCGCGGGGGGCUGUCGGUGGCGUACAGGCUGCAUGCGGACGGGGUCUUGAGAGGGGCGUGGGCGGGUGGCGCAGCGACGGAUGAACUGGCGCCCGUGGACCCCGCCAGACCCCUGGCGAGGCGAGAGCGGGAGGGAUUUAAGCGUCCGGUGGUGCUGAACGUCGAGGGGAACUACGAGGAGAAGGUUGGGGCCGGGGCGCGCUUCCCCUGCCAUGUGAUCUGCAGGAUCUGUGAAGAGGGCGGGGGUGAUAACAAUUACCGUUUCGACUGGAGGAUCUCCGCGGGGAGGGCUCCGGCGGGGGAAGGGGUCGUCGAGUGCCACGGAAGCGGGACAGUGGCCUGCAGCGAGAUGAAGACGUCCUGGUCCACGUCCAGGGGAGCAGCUUGCCGUGAAUCUAGAGAUGGCAGAUUGCGAACGACAGCGGACCAAAUGGUCGUCGUGCGCCUUGUGGGUACAUCCGCCCCUCGCCAGAGGCGGGCGUCGACCGGCUCGCCGACUCCACGGCGCGCUUCCGGAUCGCGUGGCGGAGAAAAUGGGCGACAUGGCGACAGGAAGGGAAGAGGGGAAGGGAUUGUGGUGGCUGGCCACGAUCAUGUCCCCCUUGAUGAUAAGGGCUGCGAGAGGGGCAGGGGUGAGGGAAGGGCGGCCGGCGGCCGUGAGGAGAAGGCCCGGGGCCGCGGCGGCGCGGAAUGUGGCCCCCCGGGGGGCGGCGCGGAAUGUGGCCCCCCGGGGGGCGCCGCGGGUGCCUUGCACGGCAGCCUCGAGAGGCGGUACGUUGCCUUGGCCGGCCACCGGAGGGUGCGCAGUUACGGCGCCGCCACUGGUGGAAUGGAG